AAAUAUCUGUGUCUCUCCUUGGAGAAUAAAACUUGGGCGCGCGUGCGAACCCUGUUUCUGUGAGUAGAAGAUUAUCCUAUUCCUUCCUUCCUUCCUUCCUGGCGUAGGGUUUGGGUUUGGGAUUGGUUUUUGGUGUUUGGUGUUGGUGUUGGUGUUGGUGGCAAAUCUCUCUUUCCCAAUCUAAUGUUCCCAUCAAAUAAUCUCGAAAUCAGUUCAGGAUAUCUCUGAAUCUCUCUCUGUGUAUAUUUUAUUAUUGUAUUAUUAAAGAAAGAGAGCGUGUUAGGGUUCGGCAUCCAAUCCAUCAGUAAAAAUUAUGAUUGAAAUCUCCUCCUCCUCCUCCCCCUCGUUGUGUUCAUUGGUCGUGAUGUUUCUCCAGAAUCUGCGUGCAUUCGGUCCCGGUCUCAAUCCCUUGGCAACAAUCUACUGUGUAGCCCAUCAUUCUCGCUAAUUCCUUUUUCUCUCUCUUUCCCCUUGUUGUCUGAACUGAUUUCCCUUCUUAGAAUCUUGUUCAAUAUCAAAUCUUGUUUGUUGGACUGGACUGGACUUGACUUUUGCUUGAUUAAGAAAGUAAUAAAAAAGUAUGCCUCCAGAGAAAGAGGAGGAGGAAGGGCAAGGGCAAGGGCAGGUCGUGUUGUUUCGUCGUCGGAGAAAGCGUUCAUUCAGGGACGACAGGGGCUGGACUUUGCUUCAUAUCGGUGCUCGGAAAGGCAAUCUAAAAGAGGUGAAGCGACUUCUCAACGAAGGAAUGGAUGUAAAUGUCAGCGCCUGGGGCAGCCCCAAAUCCAAAGGAGUCACCCCGCUCCAUCUCGCCGCCGAGGGCGGCCACCUCAACGUUAUGGACGAGCUUCUGGAGCGCGGCGCCAACAUUGACGCUCGAACCAAGUCAUCGUGUGGCUGUGGGUGGACUCCGCUGCACGCUGCCGCCAAAGAGAGGAGAAAGGAAGCUGUCAAAUUUCUCGUCCAGAACGGCGCCUUUUUACCCCCCGAUAUCAACGAUUGCAGAUUUAACCCUCCACUCCAUUACUGUCCUGGACUUGAGUGGGCUUAUGAGGAGAUGAAUCGUCUCCGACAUGAUUGACCCCUAAUCAAAACUAUCAAAUUUGCUUUGUUAGCCUCCUUCCUGCUUUUGUCUUUUCUUCCUUUUUUGUUUUUUAAAAAAAAAAAAAAAAGAAAUUUGCUGCUUUGUGUGGGUCUUUGCUGCUUCUGCUACAACUAUUAUUAUUAUAAUUAUUAUGGUAUUUGUAGUAGCGAUUCCAAUAAAAAUUCCUAAUCAUGUCUGUCUGUUUGAUUGUUGGUUCUGUCUCUAGUGGGUUUGCCGAUUGCUCUUGUUAUGUAUUAUCGAUAAAUGUUUAAAAAUAAAUCAAUCAAUAAAAGUUCCUACUUUGUUUUUGAA
Molecule: messenger RNA, 1393 nt
Organism: Ziziphus jujuba (common jujube)
Lineage: Eukaryota; Viridiplantae; Streptophyta; Magnoliopsida; Rosales; Rhamnaceae
Product: phytochrome-interacting ankyrin-repeat protein 2-like
Exons: 1
Coding region: 581-1078 (165 amino acids)
Molecular function (GO): protein binding
Source: RefSeq, a predicted model, not a curated record